AUGUCGUUUUUAUUCAGACCAACUACUCUCACUCUGAUUCCGCGGACCCACAGCUCGGCAUUAACAGCAACAACAUCAGCGUCGCUGCACACGGGCCGAUCCACCCCGACUAUCCUGGGCGCACUGCCCACGGCCGACUCGCGCGUCGGCACCGUGGCGCUGCACCGGGUGCAUCUUGUAGUCUGCAACUCGUCGUCUGCGGAAUGGCCCUCCAGGGUGGAGACCAUGAGCGAGCCAAUAACGACCCUUGCCCGAGGCUGCGGCAGGCUGCCCGGACGCGCAAUGGUAACCCUGUCUGACUUCGCCCCGGUCCGUCCACCCUCCCCUUGCUCGUGCUCGUGCAACCCAACCCCCCCUACGGCCACCAAGGUGGUGGAUAAUAAGGGCAAGUAUGAUCGCAUUGAUGUGGCCGUGUUCCCACUGGGCAUAGUUGCCAAGCAGCUAGACACCAAGGGUGCGGAGAUGCUUCUGGAGUGGCUAUCCCGCGACACUAUACUGCCUACUUCGUGGUCGACCGACAAGGGGAGUGUGCCGUUUGACCAUGCGUGGUUGGAAUUGACCAAGAACAGGCAUAUUUUUGUCUGCACGCACGGAUCUCGCGACCGCUUGUGUGGCACACAUGGGGGUGCUUUGUUGCGCGAGGUGCGCCGCGUUAUAGAGGAGCGCGGAGUGGGUAAGCAUGUUGCUGCUUGGGAGACUUCGCAUGUUGGCGGGCAUAAGUACGCAGCCAACGCUAUUAUAUAUCCGAGAGGCGAUUGGUACGGCACCUGGUGUGAUCGCUGUGGCAAGGGUGUGGACGGUGCAGCGGGGAGUGGUGAUUCAGUUGUGGAGGAUGCUAGGGCGCUGGUGGAUGCGGCUUUAAGGGAUGUUGUUUGGUGGGACGCGUGGCGCGGCGCCACCAAUAUGUCCAAGGAAGAUCAGAUCCAGACGUGGAUGAAGAACACUGCCGCGGAGAAUACUGAAAUGACUGAGGAAAGGGAAGAGGAGGAAAAGGCUGCUGCCUGGGUGCCUCCCAGCACAUUGUCAAGGAGAAAAAGCUCGUAA
Messenger RNA from Kickxella alabastrina, 1044 nucleotides. RefSeq names its product Sucrase/ferredoxin-like-domain-containing protein. The record is from RefSeq and is a predicted model, not a curated record. NCBI's taxonomy places the organism in Eukaryota, Fungi, Kickxellomycota, Kickxellomycetes, Kickxellales, Kickxellaceae. Bases 1 to 1044 code for a protein of 347 amino acids. The transcript has a single exon.